This is a messenger RNA of Paramecium sonneborni, 794 nucleotides long. NCBI's taxonomy places the organism in Eukaryota, Ciliophora, Oligohymenophorea, Peniculida, Parameciidae. The record is from the annotation of a GenBank genome assembly.
AUGCAAUUUUAAUAAUUAAUGCCUAUUGGAUAUCUGAAGGAGCCUCCUCUAAAAAGAUUUGUAAUAGCUAAGAUAAAGAGAGAGAAUACUGAGAAAUGUAUUAAGUUAUACAAGCAAAGAUAUCACUAAUACUUCUUUUAGUAUGAUUACUUAAAACUUGUGAAAUAAAGUGAGGAGAAAGAAUAUGUAUUGAUGCUUUUUUGUUUUCCUGAAGUAAACUAUUACUAAAUGAAUAGGAUUUGGAAAAAAUGAAGGGAGAUUUUGAAGUUGAUUAAUUUUUAGAAAUUGAAUUACCUAGUAUAGCACCUAUACAUAAAGAUUAGAAACAGUUUUAUAAUUAAUAUUGGAAUAUCUUGCAUCCUAAUUAUGAAUAUCCAAACAAAUAAAAUAAAGAAGCAGCUUAGAAAAUGUAAUAAAUUUUAGAUACAAAAAUAACGAGAAAUAAAUGUAUUCUUUAUGAUGAAGAUAAUACAAUUGUAAUUGAAGCAGAAGAUGAAACGAAUAUCAAUAAUGCAAGACAUUGUAUAAUGGUUGUUAUGGAAAAGUUAGCUUUACAUAAUAAAAAUGAGAAUCAAAAAAAACACUUUAAUGAAACUUAAUAUUAUGCUAAGGAUAUGAUUUUAGUAAUCUAUUAUGAACCUUGUAUUAUGUGUGCUAUGGCAUUAAUUCAUUCAAGAAUUUCAUAAGUCUAUUAUUAUUAAAAGAGAGUCACAGAUGGAGGCCUUAAUGAUCAAUUAUAAAUUAAUAACAUGAAAUAACUAAAUCAUAAAUAUUUAGUAUUUUAUUAGCAUUGA